AGAAGGAGGGAUUGAGUGUAAAAGCCAGCCUGCCCCUCCAGCAAUACAUCACCGGGCUAGACUCUGCCUGAAUGAGACUUGGAUCAGAAGACUGCAACUAGAAGAAAGUUUACACAGCAACUAUUCAUGAGAAAAAGCUGAACAAUCUCCCACCGCACGGUAUGGAGCUACAAUAACUACUGCACAAGCAUCCGGGGGUCCUGCUCCGCUGCAACACUGCACAUUUGGAUGAGACGCCAUCUUCAUAGAUUCUUGAACUUUGGAUGAUGAAUACUCACAAGAAGGAGAUGGAGUUUCUAAGUAACAGCAUAGCAGUGUAUGCUCAUAUUAGAGAAAACCCAGAGUCAUUUGGGCUUUACUUUGUUCUUGGGGUUUGUUUCGGGCUAAUUUUAACACUCUGUAUGCUGGUCAUCCGUAUUUCUUGCAAACCACGGACUCCCAAUCUUCCUCCGAAACCCAAGAAAACUCCUCCAAAAGACUGUGUUAAAGAGCCCCUGUCUUUGACAAGGGAUGAGGAGGAUCCAGAAAGCGACGACAAUGAGGACACUUUUAUUUUGACUCCUGUGACCGAUACCUCACUAGGAAGCCAGCCGCCUCUGGAUGGUACACUGACAGUGAAUGUAUUCACAUCAGCAGAAGAGCUGGAGAGGGCCCAAAGACUUGAGGAACGUGAGAGGAUAAUUAGAGAGAUAUGGCGAAAUGGGCAGCCUGAUAUUCUGGGUACAGGGACUGGCACCAUAGGUCGUGUGCAUUACUAUUAGUGGUGAUGUGGAAAAACUCCAUAAAUUACAAGCUGGUGCUGUUCCUCAAACUAAAUGGCAACUAACCUCCCAGGAUUAAAAGGACAGAGAUCGUUCAGAUAUCCUGCUGAUGCUGGCACCCAGAAUUAUAUAACUAUAUGAUAGUGUAUUAGUAUUAUAGUAGCUGAAUAGCUGAAGAAACCUGGUAACGGUGCCAAUGGUUGAUGUGCCACAGCGGGCAAAAACUAUAUGGAGUGACAUUAAUCUGAAGUGGAGUGACUUACUUUAGUGGACACAGAGCCAAUAGCUGGAGACUCGCUAAUCAUUGGUGCCAAUGUCUGUAUCCAUUGUGUAUGUAUUCCUGAAAAGACAUGGGCAGUUUCUAAUUUUAAUACUAGGUCAUCAGUAUCUGAUCAGUUGGGGGUCAGAUACCCAGGAUGCCCACAGAUCAGUUGUUUGAGAAGGCACCAGUACUCCUGUGAGCGCCGUGGCCUUUUCCCUGCUCACCAAGCACAGUGCCGCAUAUUAUAUAGCGGCUGUGCUUGGUAUCGUCCUGAGCCACAUUCACUUCU
Bufo gargarizans (Asiatic toad) is the source of this 1312-nucleotide messenger RNA. RefSeq names its product eva-1 homolog B (gene EVA1B). Lineage: Eukaryota; Metazoa; Chordata; Amphibia; Anura; Bufonidae. The coding region runs from base 264 to 761 and encodes 165 amino acids. The transcript has 3 exons. The record is from RefSeq and is a predicted model, not a curated record.